Messenger RNA from Plasmodium knowlesi strain H, 1035 nucleotides. Its product is annotated as triose phosphate transporter, putative. The record is from RefSeq and is a predicted model, not a curated record. Lineage: Eukaryota; Apicomplexa; Aconoidasida; Haemosporida; Plasmodiidae. Gene Ontology annotation, cellular component: Golgi apparatus. Bases 1 to 1035 code for a protein of 344 amino acids. Gene Ontology annotation, molecular function: antiporter activity. The transcript has a single exon.
AUGAAAGACAACACGAAAAAUGAGUACGGAACUUUUCCGAUAAUGAUCAACGAAGGGCACUCGGACCAAGUGGGCGAGAAGAAGUUCCUAAGUGGAGGCAUCUACCAUUCCAUUCUGGAGAAAGCCAAGUUGUUGUGCCUCUUCCUGACAUGGUACGCCCUAAAUAUAUUAUACAACGUUGACAACAAAAUAGCCCUGAACAUGACAAAGCUACCUUGGUUUAUCAGCUCCGUUCAGUUAUUCACAGGAUGGGUUUUUAUUUCCAUCUACUGGUUAACUGGCUAUAAGAAGAUUCCAAGAAUAUAUACGUUGGAUUUAUUUUUAAAGAAUAUAGGGAUCCAGAGUUUUUGUCACAUUAUGGUUCACUUCGGAGCUGUGGUUUCCAUGUCAUGCACAACGGUAUCCUUCACUCAUGUGGUGAAAGCAUGUGAACCCGUUUUUACAGCCCUACUCUCCAUCCUCUUACUAAAACAGUACAUGAAGAUAAGUAAAUACUUAACGCUAUUGAUCAUUGUCGGGGGAGUUAUCUGUGCCUCUGUGAAGGAGAUCCAUUUCACAUGGCUGUCCUUCUGGUGUGCUACGAUCUCGAACCUUGGAUCUUCCUUGAGAUCUAUUUGUGCCAAGAAGAUGAUGACACAGAAAUCGUUAAUUGGAGAAAAUCUGAGCGCUUCAAAUAUCUAUUCUAUGAUAACCAUAUGUUCAGCUCUCAUGUCUCUACCCCUAGUGAUAAUUUUCGAGGGGAAAUCCGCAUACAACUUCGUUACAAAUUAUCAGAGUAGCGCACAAAGUAACCACACAUACGGAGAGAUAAUUACAAAAAUUUUUCUGAGUGGUAUUUGGUACUACCUUAACAAUGAAGUUGCGUUUAUGUGUCUUGAGAAAGUCAACCAAGUCACUCACGCUGUGGCCAAUUGUAUUAAGCGUGUCGUGAUUAUCGUGUCGUCUAUCAUUAUUUUCCAGACUCAGAUUACCUUACUCGGCGCUCUCGGCUCUGCCGUCGCCAUCACGGGUGCCUUCCUCUACUCCGUCAUUUGA